This is a messenger RNA of Microsporum canis CBS 113480, 1374 nucleotides long. RefSeq names its product ornithine decarboxylase. Gene Ontology annotation, cellular component: cytoplasm. The transcript is spliced from 2 exons. Bases 1 to 1374 code for a protein of 457 amino acids. The record is from RefSeq and is a predicted model, not a curated record. NCBI's taxonomy places the organism in Eukaryota, Fungi, Ascomycota, Eurotiomycetes, Onygenales, Arthrodermataceae. Gene Ontology annotation, molecular function: ornithine decarboxylase activity.
AUGGCACCUGCGGCUAGCGAGCUCCCAAGACUAUAUUUGAAUGACAAUUUUCAUGAAAAAUAUAAACAUGUUGGCGAUUCAGAUGAACAUCCAGGGAAAUCCCACUUGGUCGAGGCCAGAGCUGCGUCCAGGCAGCUUGUGUUUGAUAUCUUGAAGCAAAAGGCCGCCACUGUCGACGUCCAGACCUGCUAUCCGGGAGAGGAAGAUCCGUUCUACGUCGCCGAUCUAGGAGAAAUUUAUCGCCAGCACAUUCGCUGGAAGACCAAUCUCCCCCGCGUCAAGCCUUUCUACGCUGUGAAAUGCAACCCGAAUCCUAUGGUCCUCCGUCUCAUGGCCGUUUUGGGUAAUGGUUUCGACUGUGCAUCCAAAGCUGAGAUUGACCUUGCUCUCGCCGCCGGUGUUGAUCCAACUCGCAUCAUCUAUGCUCAUCCGUGCAAGACCAAGUCCUACCUCCGCUAUGCCUCUCAGGUUGGCGUCAAGCAGAUGACGUUUGACAACACCGAUGAGCUCUACAAGAUCAAAUCCAUGUGCCCAGACGCUGAACUCUACUUGCGUAUCUUGACCGAUGACUCUGCCAGCUUGUGUCGUCUGAGCAUGAAGUUUGGUGCCUCGCUCUCCUCGGCUCGCCCGCUCCUCGAACUAGCUCACGAACUGGGCCUUAAUGUCGUCGGGGUCAGCUUCCAUGUCGGCUCCGGAGCAGAGGACCCCAAGUCAUUUAUCAAAGCCGUUCAGGAUGCUCGCUUCGUUUUUGACCGUGCGGCUGAAAUCGGAUUUGAUCUGAAAGUUCUCGAUGUCGGAGGUGGAUUCUCGGAUGACACCUUUGAACCAUUCGCUGCUGCCCUCGGCGAGGCGUUGGAUACUUACUUCCCGCCGCAUAUUCGAGUCAUCGCCGAGCCAGGACGCUACUACGUUGCCACUGCGUUUACUCUGGCUGCCAAUGUCAUCGCACGUCGCGACGUUGGAUCCGAGGAACAGCUUUCCGACUCUGAAUCUGACUCCACGAGCCCAACCCGCGCAGCCACCCCGGCUUCAAACGGAAUGUACAUGAUCUACCUCAACGACGGCGUGUACGGCAACUUCUCCAAUAUCGUCUUUGAUCACCAGCACCCAGUCGCACAGAUCCUCACUAAAGACGAUGCCUAUACCUCCGCACCGAUCCAGUACUCUAUCUGGGGCCCAACCUGUGACGGCAUUGAUGUCAUUAGUGAGAGUGUCACCCUGAAUGGCCUGCUUGGCGUGGGCAACUGGCUCUACUUUGAGAAUAUGGGCGCGUACACUCAGUGCAGUGCUACCCGCUUUAAUGGGUUCACCGACCAGCAUGAGGUUAUCUAUAUCAUCACCGAGCCUGGCGCGGCUGCACUUCUAGGCUACUGA